AUGCAUCAGCCACAACAAGUCAUUGACGCCGAAGACGGGCAAACAGAUGAUGACCGUUCUGAAAUCGAAAGCAUCGCCACAUCGAGCACGAGCAUCAGUAGUUCGAUUCUAGAUUAUCGAAUCGAGAACGGAAGGACCUACCAUCGAUACAAGGAUGGCAAAUACGUUCUUCCGAACGAUGAAUCGGAAAACAUGCAACAUGAGAUUUUCCUUUACACCAUUGGCGGCAGGCUGGGGCAGGCACCGUCGUGUGAUAAAGAAGCACGCGUCGGGCGUGUCCUUGACGUGGGCACUGGUACCGGCAUCUGGGCUAUCGACUUUGGCGAACUUCAUCCCGAGUCCGAGGUCUAUGGAGUUGAUCUUUCGCCCAUCCAACCAGAAUUCACGCCACCCAAUGUAAGGUUUGAGAUUGAUGAUGUUGACGAGGACUGGACCUAUUCGCAACCGUUUGAUUACAUCCAUAGUCGAUUCAUGACGGGAGCUAUCACCGACUGGAGGAAGUUCUUCAAGUCUGCCUACGACAAUCUCAACCCUGGCGGAUGGUUCGAAGUUCAAGAUGCAGAUAUCAACCCCCAGUCUGACGACAAUACCUUCCCCAAAGACUGCGCCUUAGCCGAGUACGUCAAACUCCUUCAAGAAGGCGCAACAAAGGCCGGGUGCGACUACGUCGACAUCCCUGGUCUAUCGCACAUCAUGACCGAGGUUGGGUUUACCGACGUCUCUGUCCAGAUGUUCAAGUGGCCCAUUAAUCCAUGGGCAAAGGAGCCCAGGUACAAGAAGCUCGGCCUCUGGACCCAGGACAACUUUGGCAGCGCUCUUCAGGGUCUCUGCAUGGCCCUUUUCACGCGCGUCCUUGAGUGGACACGUGAGGAGGUUGAAGUAUUUCUCAUCAAUGUGCGCAACGAUGUGAAGAACACAAACUAUCACGCGUACUUCCGCAUCUACUGCGUCGUCGGUCGCAAACCUGAGAAGGAGGCUGAGGAGCCAAUAGCGCCUCCUCCCCAGGUUCCGUCUCCUGAAGCUGUCGCGGCUACAAGUUCAACGAGUCCCGCCACACCUGCGACUGCUGGAGCUGCAAGUCCGAAGAGUGCAAAGAGCCCCAAGAGUCCCAAGAAGACAAGCUGGAGACUCAAGGGAGGGGGAGGGGCUACCUUUCCAGCAGGCCGUAACGUUUUCAUAUAUGUCGCAGCAGCUGAAAGACCAUUGAACUGGGAGCGCAAGCUCGCGUUCCGCACCUCUGCCCAUAUUUGGUACUCCGAGCCCGUCGCGCUUGUUCCAGUGCAGAAAAGUGUGGGAAUAAGGCAACAUCGCCGCGAACUCGCAUAUGCGGAAGAUGCGCCGUUUCUCGUGUCACCUCACAAAAAGACGUGCGCUUCCUAUCGCGGACUGGAUAAGCCCCCGCAUCCAAAGAUAGCUAGUCCAGGGCCCCAACGGAAUUUCAUCAUCAUGGCUGAAAUUGACCGUGAAGUUAAGAUUGUAGCUGAGGAGACUGACAACCUCAGCAAUCUCACAUCGCAGUUCGAGAGCUUGUUCCUGCUAUGGUGUAUGGCUGAUGUUAAUGAAAAAUGGCAGAACGUAGCAUUAUCAACCCACAGCCUCACUGCGUCCAUCUUUCAAAAUCGAGUCGAGAAUGGCCGGACGUAUCAUCGAUAUAAGGACGGCAAAUACAACAUGCCAAAUGACGAGACGGAGAGCGAGAGGCUAGACUUUCAGCACGAUAUUUGCAUCUAUACCUUUGACGACAAACUCGGAAUAGCCCCGCCAUGUGAGGAUGACGUCGAGGUCGGUCGAGUUCUUGACGUGGGGACCGGGACCGGGAGUUGGGCCAUGGAUUUUGGCGACUUACACCCCGAGUCUGAUGUGCUGGGCGUCGACCUCUCGCCUGUGAAAGCAGAAUUAGCCAUACUGACUAGUGAAACGUUCAACUCUAGCGUACCAACAAACGUCAGAUUCGAGGUCGAUGACGUUGAAGAAGAUUGGACAUAUUCAGAGCCGUUCGAAUACAUCCACAGUCGAUUCUUGACGGCAAGCAUAGAAGAUUGGGAACGAUUUAUCAAGCAAUGUUAUGACAAUCUUACUCCCGGUGGAUGGCUAGAGCUCCAGGAAGCUGAUUCGAUGCCGAAAUCUGACGACGACACUCUCCCCGAAGAUGCCGCCAUAAUAAGAUACGUACACAUGCUGAACGAAGCCUGUGAGAAGACGGGUCGUAAGUUCAUUGAGCCAAGCUCUCUAAAAGCUAAGAUGAUUGCGGCUGGCUUCGUCGAUGUCGAACUACGUAUGUACAAGUGGCCUCACAACGAGUGGCCCAAGGAAGACAGGUAUAAGAGGCUCGGGUACUGGACCCAGGAAAAUUUCGGCACUGCCCUCGAAGCGUUGUGCAUGGCGCCGUUCACUCGCGUACUCGGCUGGAACCGAAACGAGGUUAACGUGCUUCUCAUCGAUGUCAGGAAGGACCUGAAGAACACGAAUUAUCAUGCUUACUGCCCUGUGUAUUUAUUGUAUUGCUGGCCGCAGGCCGUUGUAGCGCAGAUCAGCCUUUUGCCAGAGGAUCAGAAUAAUGUGUACAUAGUCGAUCCUAAGGUCGGAACAUUGGUUAUCCGGCCAAGCAGUCCAACUACCAAUUUCUGCAUGUCUCUCGAAAGAAGCGUCAGUCUAAUCUCUCUCCUCAGUGAUGCAAGAGGGGAAGCCUCAAUUGGCUCUUCGCGGCAAGACAUGCGAAACGACUCUAUUUGGGCGCAAGAGAAGUGUCAAAAGAGUGAUAUAUUGUCAUUAGAACUCAUGUUUGUCGACCCUUGCCAUGAGAAGGCACACAUCGUCAUGAUGUUAAUGAACCGCGUUUGCGGCUUCCACCAGCUCCGCGUCUACUGGAUCUGA
Messenger RNA from Colletotrichum lupini, 2874 nucleotides. Its product is annotated as TAM domain methyltransferase. Gene Ontology annotation, molecular function: methyltransferase activity. The record is from RefSeq and is a predicted model, not a curated record. Lineage: Eukaryota; Fungi; Ascomycota; Sordariomycetes; Glomerellales; Glomerellaceae. The coding region runs from base 1 to 2874 and encodes 957 amino acids. The transcript is spliced from 27 exons.